AUGAAGUUCUCUCUCAGCUCUCUUUUGCUCUCAGCAGCGUCGAGCCUGGUUCUCGCCCUACCAAUCGACGAAGUCAUCGUGUACGAUGCAAUCAUCGUUGGAGGCGGCCCUGCAGGCCUCAGCGUUGCGAGCGCCCUUGGUCGUGUACGCCGUAGAACUCUCUUAAUCGAUUCUGGAGAGUAUCGUAAUGCGCCUACAAGGCACAUGCACGACGUCCUCGGUUUUGAUGGCGUUACCCCCGCAUGGUACCGAUACGCGGCCCGCGAGCAGAUCUCUCAUUAUGAUAGCAUUACCUUGACCAACGGCACUGUCACUAAGAUCGCAGGCAAUGAUGCAGACAAGUUUAUUGUAACAACCAACUUGGCCAACAACUCAGUCAAGAAUGUCCAUGCACGCAAGGUCAUUCUUGCCACCGGUCUGAAGGAUGACCUCCCCAACACGCCAGGCUUCUGGGAGAACUGGGGUAAGGGCAUUUACUGGUGCCCUUGGUGCGAUGGAAACGAGCACGCAGACCAGCCCCUUGGUCUCCUGGCCGGCUCCUUCGACGACCUCCCCUCCCUCGCCCGCGAGAUCCUGACGCUCAACACCGACCUCAUCGCCUUCGCCAACGGCACAGAUACACCCGAGGCUCGAGCCAAAACGGAGACCAAGAACCCCAAGUUCCAGGAAUACCUCGACUUGCAUAACGUCACGAUCGAGAACCGCACCAUCACGGGCUUCACCCGUCUUAAGGAUGGUGGCGAUCCGGCCCACGACCCCUCGCUGCCGACGGCACCGGAGCUCGACCUCUUCUCGGUCAACUUCACCACGGGCGACCCCGUCCAGCGCGCUGCCUUCUUCGUCAGCUUCCCCGACGAACAGCGCAGCAAAAUCGGCGAGGAGGCCGGCGUGCAGCUGUGGGGCGGUCGACUAGCGACUGACGUCUCCAAGGGGUAUGCGACGAACGUGCCAGGUAUCUACGCCGUUGGUGACGCGAACUCGGAUAACAGCACCAACGUGCCGCAUGCGCUGUAUACCGGCAAGCGGGCGGCUGUGUUUUUGCAUGUGAGACUUGCGAAGGAGGACCAGGCCAAGGAGACCGGUGUGAAUGUCACCGCUCUGAGAAGAGAGCUGGAGUUGGAAGAGCGCUCCAUCUGGGACGUCGCCAACGGCCAACCCGGUGAACUUCUGUACGCUGGCGAAUACGACCAGUGA
Colletotrichum spaethianum is the source of this 1194-nucleotide messenger RNA. Its product is annotated as putative THOC5 family protein. The record is from RefSeq and is a predicted model, not a curated record. The transcript is spliced from 4 exons. Lineage: Eukaryota; Fungi; Ascomycota; Sordariomycetes; Glomerellales; Glomerellaceae. Bases 1 to 1194 code for a protein of 397 amino acids. Gene Ontology annotation, molecular function: oxidoreductase activity.